Messenger RNA from Phycodurus eques (leafy seadragon), 3880 nucleotides. RefSeq names its product MAPK activated protein kinase 3 (gene mapkapk3). Gene Ontology annotation, cellular component: nucleus; cytoplasm. The transcript has 11 exons. The record is from RefSeq and is a predicted model, not a curated record. Bases 528 to 1763 code for a protein of 411 amino acids. Gene Ontology annotation, molecular function: calcium-dependent protein serine/threonine kinase activity; calcium/calmodulin-dependent protein kinase activity; ATP binding. Lineage: Eukaryota; Metazoa; Chordata; Actinopteri; Syngnathiformes; Syngnathidae. Gene Ontology annotation, biological process: response to cytokine; peptidyl-serine phosphorylation; protein autophosphorylation.
CAGGACACUGGAUCAAACGAGGAGUGGCCCUCAUUUGUGCUUUGGACUAUUAAAAUCACAAUACUUGGAAGUCAAUCAACAUUGGCAGCAGUUGACAGGCUCCUGCGCCUUUAAGCCAGCCGCUGGGGUCGAGUUGUGAAAUGAGAUCAGUCGGUAGUGCGAGGAGGGUGGCGCUUGCGUAUGAGGGUGCUUCCACUUCAACACACACUAAUGUGACAUUGGACCAUGUGAGCGCAAAGCUGAAUCCUUGACAAGCUUCUCUCUUUGGACUCACUGACUUCAUGUCAGCACACCUGCUGGAAUGUUUCGAUUCCUUUUGGAAGAAAACGAAUAAAUAAGUAAUGAGGGGUUUUACUACUUUUGAUUGAAAAAAUAAUAAUGAUAAAGAUUUUACAGGGAAUGAGUAGAUAACGAAGACAUUUUUGGAGCAGUGUCCAGGACAACUGGUAGGCGCGUCAACUUGACGCAGUUACUGGAUAGCGGUCGAGUCGUUACGUCGUUUGGUGAAUCGCUGGACGAGACCGAACAUGCUGCAGGAUGGGAACGGGAAAGAAAACCCGCCGCGUGCGCCGGUAGCCGAAGCCGAGCACGACUCGCAGUCCGGUGACGGCCAACUCCAGCCGCCGCCGCCGGCUCCCCCAGCUGCCGCUGCCGCUGCCGCCGAGGGGGCCACGCUAUUCCCUUUGCCCGGAAACACCAGACUGGACAUCAAAAGACACGCAGUCACCGACGACUAUAAAAUAUCCAGUCAGGUUCUGGGUUUGGGAAUCAAUGGCAAAGUUCUGGAGUGCUUCAACAAGAAGACCGGACAGAAGUGCGCUCUCAAGAUCCUAUAUGACAGCCCCAAAGCGAGGCGGGAGGUGGAGCUUCAUUGGAGGGUGUCGGGCGGGCCGCAUAUUGUUCGAAUCCUCAGCCUUUAUGAGAACAUGUAUCAUGGGAAGAAGUGCCUGCUCAUCAUCAUGGAGUGUAUGGAAGGAGGGGAGCUGUUCAGCCGCAUCCAAGCCAGAGGAGACCAGGCUUUCACAGAGAAAGAGGCGUCUGAAAUUAUGAGAGACAUCAGCAGGGCCAUUGAGUUCCUGCAUAGUAUUAACAUCGCUCACAGAGAUAUCAAGCCUGAGAAUCUAUUGUACACCUCAAAGCACAGAAAUGGAGUCCUGAAACUAACGGACUUCGGCUUCGCGAAGGAGACCACACAACACAACCCUCUCCAGACUCCCUGCUACACACCAUACUAUGUGGCACCCGAGGUUUUGGGGCCGGAGAAAUAUGACAAGUCAUGUGACAUGUGGUCUCUGGGAGUCAUCAUGUACAUCCUGUUGUGCGGCUUCCCUCCGUUUUAUUCCAACACGGGUCAAGCCAUUUCACCAGGGAUGAAGAAGCGAAUCAGGAUGGGUCAAUAUGAAUUUCCCAACCCAGAGUGGGCUGAUGUGUCACAUGAAGGCAAAGGUUUGAUUCACCAGCUGCUGAAGACAGACCCCAAUGAGAGAAUGACCAUCAGUCAGUUUAUGAAACACCCUUGGAUCAGCCAAUCCAUGGUGGUCCCUUCCACUCCGCUCCACACCACCCGAGUGCUGACUGAGGACAGAGAGAUGUGGGAAGAAGUGAAGGAGGAGAUGACCAGCGCUUUGGCGACCAUGCGUGUAGACUACGACCAGGUGAAAAUCAAGGACCUGGACACAUCCAGUAAUCCCCUUCUCAACAAGAGACGCAAGAAAGCUGCUGCAGGGGCCAAGGGUGGCUCUACAGUCUGCCAAAGUCAGUGAGGAUGGAGGCUCACUCGCACAAUUUAUUGAAGGGAAAAGACUUCCUUGGCACUGUUUUUAAUUGAUACGUGAAAAGAUUUGGACAAAGCGACAACACAAAGUUAUCAAAACAACAGCACAUAAAUAGCCCUGACUGUACCUUAUUCUCCCAAUGUGUUUGUAAAAGGUUUUUCGAACAUUUUUAGAUCCUGGCCCUUUGUUUGAGUGACAGUGUGCAACUAUGACUGCUGUAUGUUUCAUAUAUCUGAGGUCUGAUUUUCGAUCAUCCACCAAACAGUGACUAUCGCACACAUACAGGGGAAUCUCCAAAGUUUAAUGUCCCAGAAAGUUGUACAUUUUAGGGUUCUACCAACAUUUUUUGGAAAAGUUCAACUCAAGUUCCCUUGAUAUCAAAAGGAAUAACUCCACAAUUGUAAUUGUGUUAUACUUUUUCUUUUUCUUUUUUUUUUUUUGUGAUCAUCAAUACUAUACAAAACGCAAUAUGGUCCCGGUGAUGAGGAAAAGUGUAAGCUGAAGCAGAAACGGAACUUACUGUGCUCAGUACCUAUCUAUCCAUUUUCUACACUGCUUAUCCUUGUCAGGGUAAGCUGCAGCCUAUCCAAGCUGACGUUGGGCCCCGAUUGAACUCCAGCGGUUUGGUGAAUCAGUCUCAGGGGUGCUGCUGAGGUCAAGACGUGUGUGUAUGUGCGUGCGUGCGUGCGUAAAAGCUUUUUCACACUGCUCAUAGCAGGGCUCAAGGCGGCAUUGACAAACCCAUUCAUUGUGUAUGUGCUGCGGGGACGCGCCGAUGGAACGCUGUGACGUUUCGACGCUCAAGUCAAGUGCUGUCUCCCCGCCACGCCUCGAGUUAAAUUUUUUUAAUUUUCUUUUCUUUCUUUUUUGUUUUUGUUUUUUUUACCUCGGGAACGACGUCGCUGUUAUGUCAGAAGACGCAUCCAGUAGGAUAGGGAUGGCGGGGUGAUUGCAGAGUUUGCAGCAUAAGACCCACAGAUAUGAAUUUCAAGUCUAGAAACACCAGCAUGCUGUAGCAGCCCAGCUAAGCGACGUGUCUACGUGGCGGCCAUAUUGGUGACUUUUUAAACGAUUUUCAUGGAGUUUACUUUUUUGGCAACGUCAACGCAUGUGCUAUUGUCACAGAAUUAUUAUUUUUUUUAAAAGCCCCAAAAUAUUCUUACCUAUGAACGGUUAUGUAGUUCCCUUGUACGGCAUUGUGUGCAGCACAAUGUGCAGACAUCCGUUAUUUUGGUUUUUGUGCCAUCCACAAACAUGGAAUCCGCCGACACUUUUCCCCCACUGGUUUAGCGUCACCUGACGACACGCAGACACGGGCCGUGUCAUAUCUACUAUUGUUCAUAUCUACGAAUAGACCAACCAGCGGCGAAAGCAUCCAACUUCCUAGUAGGCUGCUGGUAGGAAAUGGGCGCUUUAUAAAUGUUAUUUUUUUAUAUUAAAUAUGUUUCAACCAAGUACUGUAUGGUUAUACACUUUUCUAGCAUGUUUAAACAUGAUAUGCGGUUAAAAAAAUAAAUAAUCUGUCAAAUUUUAGGGGUGAGAUUUGAGUUAAUGGGCUAGAAACUCCUCUGAGCAAAUAUCACAUUUGCAGUGAAUUUUCAUUGAGUUAUGUUUUUGUUUUUUGCGUGAAAUUCAUGUUUUGUUGGUUUGUUCUUUGAGCACACUGAUUUUGUAUGUAACUGAUGCGUGUUUCAUUUUGUGCACUAAUAAAAUCUACCUGGUUUGAAUUAAAAAAAAAAAAAAAAAAAAAAUCACAUUUUAUUUUUCCAGUUAAGAAGGAUUCGGUAAAUGUGCGUAUGAAACCUGAGGGAUUCAUUACCUCCAACAAGUUAAAGAACCACUGAUUUAGAGUCUUAAGUGAACCUAACAGGCAUGUUUUUGGAAUGUGUGAGGAAGGUGGAAUACUUGGCCAAGAAGGCAGGAGCCAUGAUUCAAACCUUGAAGCUCAAAAUGUUGAGGCAGAUAUUCUAACCACUGGUCAGUUGUGCUGCCGUGCUCAGCCCUAUGAGCAAUACAAAUAUCAGUGUUAAGCACAAAGUGAUUUGGUAAUUUAAAUUAAUUACCAGGCAGAUGCCAUGAUAAUUAUACAAAUACAUAAGCAGUGC